Molecule: messenger RNA, 270 nt
Organism: Brassica napus (rape)
Lineage: Eukaryota; Viridiplantae; Streptophyta; Magnoliopsida; Brassicales; Brassicaceae
Product: general transcription and DNA repair factor IIH subunit TFB5-like
Exons: 3
Coding region: 1-270 (89 amino acids)
Biological process (GO): transcription initiation at RNA polymerase II promoter; transcription by RNA polymerase II; nucleotide-excision repair
Cellular component (GO): transcription factor TFIIH core complex; transcription factor TFIIH holo complex
Source: RefSeq, a predicted model, not a curated record
AUGGUUAACCCCAUCAAAGGAAUCUCCAUUUCUUGUGAUGUUCCCAUAGCACAGUUCAUUACACAUUUGGACAAUUUGUUGCGUUCUUCGCAGAAAUUCAUAACUGAAAUACUAAAACUAGACACUUCUUGUAUGUUUGUGAAGCCACAAUCCGAGGAGAUGAUCCGCUGUGAAAUCUUCAAGUUCAGGGACCAAAUCUCUUUCGCAAAGCCGACAUCAUCUCCAUUUUUGGCUUGCUUGCUUGAUGUCUAUAUAGUUCGUUUAAAAUAG